This is a messenger RNA of Nerophis lumbriciformis (worm pipefish), 1710 nucleotides long. The record is from RefSeq and is a predicted model, not a curated record. Lineage: Eukaryota; Metazoa; Chordata; Actinopteri; Syngnathiformes; Syngnathidae.
AUGAACCAAAACCACCCCGAGAAAAACCCGCGACUCGAUCCCAGCCGCCGCCUGCGUGCCCCCCGCGGUACCGAGCUGAGCUGCAAGAGCUGGCUUACCGAGGCGGCGCUGCGCAUGCUGCACAACAACCUCGACGCGGAGGUCGCCGAGCGUCCCGAAGAGCUGGUGGUUUACGGCGGCAUCGGCCGCGCCGCCCGCGAUUGGCCAAGCUUCGACGCCAUCGUCGCCACCCUGCGCCGCCUGGAGGACGAUCAGACCCUACUGGUGCAGUCUGGAAAACCAGUCGGUGUCUUCAGGACCCACACCGACGCGCCACGGGUCUUGAUCGCCAACUCCAACCUGGUGCCGGCCUGGGCCAACUGGGAGCACUUCGACGAACUCGACCGCAAGGGCCUGAUGAUGUACGGCCAGAUGACCGCGGGCUCGUGGAUCUACAUCGGCAGCCAAGGGAUCGUCCAGGGCACCUACGAGACCUUCGUCGAAAUGGGCCGCCAGCACUUCGGUGGCAAGCUCGACGGGCGCUGGAUCCUGACCGCCGGCCUCGGCGGCAUGGGCGGCGCCCAACCGCUGGCGGCGACAUUGGCCGGGGCUUCGAUGCUGGCGGUGGAGUGCGACGAGAGCCGCAUCGACUUCCGCCUACGCACCGGCUAUGUCGACCGCAAGGCCACCGACUUGGACCAAGCGUUGACCUGGAUCGAGGAGGCCUGCGCCGAAGGCCGAGCUCUGUCCGUGGGGCUCUUGGGCAACGCCGCCGAGGUGCUGCCCGAGCUGAUACGCCGCGGCGUGCGGCCCGAUGCCGUCACCGACCAAACCUCGGCCCACGAUCCGGUCAACGGCUAUCUGCCGAUCGGCUGGACAGUCGAAGAAUGGCGCGACAAGCAGCAAAGCGCAGCUUCGGAAGUCCGCGCUGCCGCCGAGGAAUCGAUGGCCACGCACGUCCGCGCCAUGCUCGAGUUUCACCGCCGGGGCAUCCCGACUUUCGACUACGGCAACAAUAUCCGCCAGGUGGCCAAAGAUCAGGGAGUGACCGACGCCUGAUUUCCCGGCUUCGUGCCGGCCUACAUCCGGCCGUUGUUCUGCCGCGGCGUCGGGCCGUUCCGCUCAGCGUUGUCGGGCAACCCCGAGGACAUCUACAAGACCGACGCCAAGGUCAAAGAGCUGAUCCCCGACGACCCGCACUUGCACAACUGGCUCGACAUGGCACGACAGAAGAUCCAUUUCCAGGGGCUACCGUCGCGAAUCUGCUGGGUGGGGCUCGGCCAGCGCCACCGGCUCGGUCUGGCCUUCAACGAGAUGGUGCGCUCGGGCGAGCUCGAAGCACCGGUGGUGAUCGGCCGCGACCACUUGGAUUCCGGCUCCGUGGCCAGCCCCAACCGCGAGACCGAAGCCAUGCUCGACGGCUCCGACGCGGUCUCCGACUGGCCGAUCCUGAACGCCCUCCUGAGCACCUCCGGCGGCGCCACCUGGGUGUCCUUCCACCACGGCGGCGGCGUCGGCAUGGGCUACUCCCAACACGCCGGACUGGUGAUCUGCUGCGACGGCUCUGAGGCCGCCGACCGGCGCCUCGAGCGCGUGCUGUGGAACGACCCAGCCAGCGGCGUCAUGCGCCACGCCGACGCCGGUUACGAGAUCGCCAAAGACUGCGCCAAAGAGAACGGGCUGGACUUGCCAGGGAUCGAUUUGGGGCGGACCGCGGAGGAUUCGGAGUAA